CAAAAGAAUCUUGUCUGAACACGUCAAUGGUUUACUGUGUGCGCCAUCUAUAGAUAUGAUCGAAGAAUAUGGACAUUCUAUACUCUUUGCUAGGAUUAACUCAACUGGAAUGGCUCAAGUAUCAUUCUAAGGAUCACGUAAUCAUAUCAACGAACAGUGAGUUCGGGAGAUAUGCCUGUCAGGCACUCUGUGGGUCAUGUUUGUCACUUCUGCUGGGUUUUGGUGUGCUCAAUACAUUUAGCGUAUUCCAGGAUCAUAUUGACACCGAAUUUGAGAAUUCAUCGUCAACAAUUACUUGGUUGUUUUCAUUCGCAGCCGCAUUUUGGCAAGUUACAGGGUUUGCUUGCGGCUGGAUCAGUUGUAGCCUAGGACAUCGGAACGCAGCAUUUAUUGGGGGUACAGCAUUGGUCUGUGGUCAAAUGUGGUCAUAUUUUGCUAAUGAUAUUUAUCAGUAUUUUCUGAGUAUAGGAAUUUUAACUAGAUUAACUGGAAUGGCUCAAGUAUCAUUCUGAGGAGAGUACCGACUGUUAAGCCUUUCAAAACGAGGCCGUUGGGAGUAUUCUGGAAAGACAGAAAGACAAACACCUGGGUCCUGGACAAGACCGGUUUAGACUUCAGAAAGUUCAUUAUUUAGAAAAAAAAAAACAUUGUAAGAAAGAACAAUGAGAUUGAAAAGCAAAUUCUUGAGGAAGCCAUGUAAGACCAUCGUGGAAGGGAAGGGGACGUCAAUCAACAUCUUGGACAGAUGAUGUAAAGAAAGUUACAACACACGGAAUGUAUGGUGCAGCUCGUUUGGCACCAGACAGAAGAAGAUGGCGUGCUACUUGUGGAGGCCACAGCAGCGCAACUUGGCGCCACCUGACCCAGAGAAAGAGAGACAGACAUAAUUUAUAUCCGGGGCAUUAUCCUCACCAUUAUCAUCAUCAUUAUUUUAAUUAUCAUCAACUAUUGUUUUCAAUUAAGCUCUCUCCACAAUUCACUUUUCCCUUUUCAUACUUUUUUUUUAGAUCGCGUAAUCAUGCCAACUAACAGUGAGUUCAGAAGAUAUUCCUGUCAGGCGCUCUGUGGAUCAUGUUUGUCACUUCUGUUGGGUUUUGGUGUACUCAAUACGUUUAGCGUAUUCCAAGAUCAUAUUGGCACCGAAUUUGAGAGUUCAUCGUCCACAAUUACUUGGUUGUUUGCAUUCGCAGCCGCAUUUUGGCAAAUUGCAGGUAGCAGAUAUGUAUACAUUUUACUAGGGAAAAAAAGAAGUUAUAUAAACUUAUUGCAUUACAAAAAAAUUAAAAAAAUGUUCCCUGUUUUCAGUAUUUUGAAAUUGGUCUAAAUUCAUUGGUAACAAUAAUAAUUAUAAUGAAGUGUCAGUAAUCGAUAUAUACAACUUAGGCCUAUAUCGCAUAAAAUACGGAAGCCUCGUAUAUUUAUAUCCUACAGUAUGCAAUUUGCAAUUGCGCAUCAAAAAAUUAAACUCAUCGAGGUUGUAGUGUCUUAAAAAAAUGCACCUACCAAACCAAAUUUGCCACUUAAACCAGCACUGUUUAACCAAUCAUGUUCUGGGUUUGAAUCUUGGCAGGCAAAGGGAAAUUGCAGAUUCACCUUUAUAACAUAAGUACACUUAUUGUAGGCCUACACUACUUGACAGUUUAGAGCGUGUCUCUGUUUUGUAUCAUCAUGUAUAUU
Molecule: messenger RNA, 1677 nt
Organism: Anneissia japonica
Lineage: Eukaryota; Metazoa; Echinodermata; Crinoidea; Comatulida; Comatulidae
Exons: 5
Coding region: 69-512 (147 amino acids)
Source: RefSeq, a predicted model, not a curated record